Molecule: messenger RNA, 761 nt
Organism: Rhopalosiphum padi (bird cherry-oat aphid)
Lineage: Eukaryota; Metazoa; Arthropoda; Insecta; Hemiptera; Aphididae
Product: Golgi-associated plant pathogenesis-related protein 1-like
Exons: 4
Coding region: 190-675 (161 amino acids)
Cellular component (GO): extracellular region
Source: RefSeq, a predicted model, not a curated record
UUAAUAUAGUUUAGUUCAUUUGAUAUUACCUAUAGUCAAAUAAUAUUUAAAAGUUUUCUAAGAGUUUGCAAUUAGCAACAUUUUUUGUUGGCUUGAAUAUUUUAUACUAGUUUACUAAUCUUAUUAUUUUGUUGACAAUUAUAAAUAAGUCUAUCGACGUUUAAGAUAUUUAUUAUAUAAUAAUUUAAUAUGGCGAAAGAUGCCAGUGAGACAAAAAAUGUUAUUGCAGAUGCCUUGGAUAGGCAUAACUUCUACAGAAAAAAACACAAUGUGCCUCCUUUAAAAAUUAAUUCAAAGUUGAAUGAAAUUAGUCAAAAUUGGGCUGACGAGCUUGCUAAAACUGACAAAGCGUCUCAUCGUCCAAAAAAUGCUUACGGUGAAAAUAUUUAUACUAUAUGGUCAACAGAAGAAGUGACACAAUUGGGCAUUAAAGCAGUAGACAGCUGGUAUAGUGAAAUAAAAUAUUUUAAUUUUCAAGGAACAAACGAUGACAUGGCUGCUUCUACAAAAGCAUUUCACUUUACUCAAUUAAUUUGGAAAGACAGUGAAGAGCUUGGUGUUGGUGCAUCCAAAAGUCCUAAAUCCGGUAAAUUAUACGUAGUAUGUAAUUAUGACCCGCACGGAAAUGUUAGAUCGCAAUUUAAAGAACAAGUAUUGGAAUCUGAUGCUUCAUAAUCAGAGUCACUACUAAAUUAAUAUUUUCGAAAAUAUUAUAUUCAUAUCGAUAUUUGGCUUUGGGAUUAAAAACACGUACAACAAUA